This is a messenger RNA of Verruconis gallopava, 2439 nucleotides long. RefSeq lists its product as uncharacterized. Gene Ontology annotation, molecular function: ATP hydrolysis activity; ATP binding. Gene Ontology annotation, biological process: proteolysis; protein catabolic process. Bases 303 to 2267 code for a protein of 654 amino acids. The record is from RefSeq and is a predicted model, not a curated record. NCBI's taxonomy places the organism in Eukaryota, Fungi, Ascomycota, Dothideomycetes, Venturiales, Sympoventuriaceae. Gene Ontology annotation, cellular component: mitochondrial matrix. The transcript has a single exon.
CGCAACGACAACCCACCAGUGAUACCAUCUUUCCCUCACCUGUCCUAUCCCAACCAUAUCCCUUUGUUGCUCCAUCUUCUCCUACUGUUGGCCAACUACCAGCGCAUUCUUGGAAGCUCCUCUAAGCUCCCGACCAACAAUCCUGUCGCCACGCCUGCGCACGCCGCUCACCAACCCCGCCCGAUGCGCCUAUUGCGGCCAGGAUAGUGGCAUGACUCCCAUGUGCCAGCUCAACUGAGGCCAAAAGCCGCAUGCAAGAUUGAUUCAACCAGACUUACAACGAGUUGUAGAUUCGUGCCGUCAUGCACGCUCCAAGAUCGCGGGCACCGGCCCUUGUUUCGUUGUCUGUCUUAUCGCUGUCCCGCAGGUCCAAUGUUGUCCUCUAUUCUCAAUGCCAACGCCACUUCAGCUCGUCUCCUCCGUCAUGUAAUUCCGGCCAAUUCAGCCGCUCGGACUUCGGCUCACAACCAUUCACUGGAAUAUACGAGCCGGGACAGCCUACCAGCGGGCCCCUCGGAGCAGCCAGCAUGCUCGGUGCUCCGAGGAUAACUCCUAAGAUGCUGAAGGAGCAUCUCGACCAGUUCGUUGUGGGCCAAGAGCGCGCAAAGAAGGUGCUCAGUACUGCAGUAUACAACCACUACCAACGUAUUCAGGAGUUGCGGCGGCAGGACGAGGAGGUACAGGAACUCAUGGCGCAACAUGCGAGGAGAGAGAUGCACAAUGCCAAUAGGCACCCCGUCGAAGGUAGUACCCGAGACGCUCCUUCCAUAGCAGUAAACCCUUCCUCUUCACUUCAUUCGAGCUUUUCUGUCUCUUCAUUUCCUUCCCAGCAGCAGAUACGGCGUAGCACCGAAGUCGUGUCGAGCACAGAUAAUGGUGUGCUGACCCUUGAGUCAGACGAGUUUCCCGGGCAGCAGUCGACGGUUCAUGUACAUCCCUCAGGCCACCAGCCGCAGUCGCCGAUGCCCCCUCCACCUCCCUUACAAGAUUAUUCACCGCUUACCAUCGAGAAGAGUAAUGUGCUAUUACUGGGGCCCUCUGGAGUGGGCAAAACCCUUAUGGCGAAGACGUUAGCUCGAGUGCUCGAGGUGCCAUUCAGUAUGUCCGAUUGCACACCAUUGACCCAAGCAGGAUAUAUCGGAGAAGAUGUAGAGGUCGUCAUUCAGAGGCUGUUGGCAGCGUCGAAUUACGACGUUGCCAAAGCGGAACAAGGGAUUGUUUGUUUGGAUGAGAUAGACAAGAUCGCUACGGCUAAAGUAUCUCACGGCAAGGAUGUCAGCGGUGAAGGUGUUCAGCAAGCGCUCCUCAAGAUCAUAGAAGGAACUACCGUUCAGGUCCAAGCAAAAUCUGAGCGUUCGGCUCCAGGCCGACACCACGGGCACAUGCAACCCCCAAAUUGGCAGCACAACGGUUCUAGCAGUCCGCUGGGCGGUGGACAGUCCCCUCCGACGCCUGGGGGCAAAAAUGAAGUGUACAACGUCCGGACAGACAACAUUCUCUUCAUCUGCACAGGUGCCUUCGUUGGCUUACACAAGUUGAUAUUAGACCGGAUAUCGCGCGGAAGUAUCGGGUUCGGUGCACACGUGCGAGCUGCAAACCCAGAUUCUGAUUCAGGCGCGCACAACACUUCUUUAAAGCCUAGUAAAGAUAACGAGGAAUUGUUCCGCAAGCAUCUCCCCUUCUUCUUCACACCAACCAAUCCAUCAACUGCUGACAGCGGAGAGAGUGAGUUUAACACUCUUGAUCUCGUCGAGCCAGCCGAUCUUCAGAAAUACGGCAUGAUACCUGAGCUGGUGGGCCGCAUACCAAUUUCAUGCGCACUGUCCUCCUUGAACGAAGAAGCUCUAGUUCGUGUUCUUACCGAACCACGAAAUGCACUUUUGAAACAGUAUGAGCAACUCUUCAGCCUGUCGGGGAUUGAGUUGCGUUUCACUUCUGCAGCCUUACGCGCCAUCGCUAAAGAUGCGUCUGUAAUGGGCACUGGUGCUCGCGGUCUCAAGACUGUUCUAGAGCGUCUUCUAGGCGAGGCAAUGUUUGAAGCUCCUGGAUCAGCAACGAAACAUAUUCUCAUCACGGAGGCCGUCGCUCAACGUAAAGUCGCUCCAAUUUACUUAGCUAGGGGCCAACAAGGGCAGUUCCAUAGCUUGAUCGCGGCUGAGGAGGAAGAAUGGGAGGCUAGGCAAGGGGGCAGAGGCAGAAAGGAUGGAGAUAGAGCGGCAGAUUUCAGGGAGUUCAGGGAGAAAGCCAUGGCAGCAGGUAGUUAUUGAAUAUGUCACUAGGUGAUAUUUACAUGUAUCUCCUAGAAGGGCCUGAGUUUGUAUAUAACGAUCUUGAUGUUCGAUGUGAUAAUGCAGUGACUUCUAGCCUAUUCCCUCUAAUGUGUCAGCUUUAGAUCUGCGCUGACAGAAGUAUGGUGACGAUUAAAAAAAACAAAAUGAC